Messenger RNA from Drosophila busckii, 929 nucleotides. It is a transcript of the gene Pex11ab, whose product is annotated as peroxisomal membrane protein 11B. Gene Ontology annotation, cellular component: peroxisomal membrane. NCBI's taxonomy places the organism in Eukaryota, Metazoa, Arthropoda, Insecta, Diptera, Drosophilidae. Gene Ontology annotation, biological process: regulation of peroxisome size; peroxisome fission. The coding region runs from base 80 to 805 and encodes 241 amino acids. The record is from RefSeq and is a predicted model, not a curated record. The transcript has 2 exons.
UUUCACCACACUAAAGCGCAUUCUUGCACCUUGGACUUUAUUUGAUUAAAUCCAUAUUUAUUCUGUCUCACAAAUAACAAUGGACAAGUGGGUGCAGUUAAAUAAUCAAGCCGCCGGCAGGGAUAAGAUUGCCAGGCUAAUACAAUAUGCUUCUCGUGCACUAUGGGAUUCAUUGGAGAGCUCCAAGUCCAGCCCAGCUUUGGUGGAGAAUUUUAAAACCAUAGAGUAUAUAUUGAGCACCUUUCGCAAAUUGUUACGAUUUGGCAAGGGUCUAGAUGUGUUCUAUGCCAGCUUGCGCGCCAUACACUAUCCUGAUUUGACAAUACGUGUGACGCUGACCAUGAGCAAGAUCUCUCAAGCCUUGUUUCUGCUUGCCGACCAUUUUCUCUGGCUGGCACGCACUGGCUUAACAUCGGUGAAUGCCAAAAAGUGGGCUAAAAUGGCGAACAAGUAUUGGCUGUUUUCCAUCAUUAUGAACUUGUGUCGAGAUUUCUAUGAGAUUUGCAGAGCCAUCGAUAUGCAUAAAGCAAGCUGCAGUGGUGGCAUCACACGCUGCAAGCUACCAAGGAGUAUAAAUUCGCCUGCGGAUGUAAAACGAUUGGCGCUGCACUCUUAUCUGCUAAUGCUAAGCCACAAGGAUAUUGCUGUGGACACUAUUAAGAAUAUCUGCGAUUUCUUUAUACCAUUGACUGCGCUGGGCUACACGAGCCUGACACCCAGAACUAUAGGACUACUUGGUUCAAUUUCAUCUAUUGCCGGCCUUUGGGCGCUGCUAGAGCCUACGGCUAAGCUAACGCCCGCAUAAAACUAAGCUAAAUAUUAGUGUGUGUGGCGUCUUGUAUGUAUGUAGAAAUGUAUAUCCUUUGCCUGUAAUCUGUUGAGUUUGUGAGAGUAUUAAUAUGUAAACUACGAUUUUAUUGAUAAGCAUA